Messenger RNA from Sphaerodactylus townsendi, 1194 nucleotides. RefSeq names its product galactoside alpha-(1,2)-fucosyltransferase 2-like. The record is from RefSeq and is a predicted model, not a curated record. Gene Ontology annotation, biological process: carbohydrate metabolic process. Gene Ontology annotation, molecular function: galactoside 2-alpha-L-fucosyltransferase activity. Gene Ontology annotation, cellular component: membrane. NCBI's taxonomy places the organism in Eukaryota, Metazoa, Chordata, Lepidosauria, Squamata, Sphaerodactylidae. The transcript has 2 exons. Bases 1 to 1194 code for a protein of 397 amino acids.
AUGCGAGUUCAUCCGCGCAUUCCCGGUACAGAAUGUUCGCUUUUCUGGCGAGGGAAAGGAGGGCCCGGGAACGGUCCCCCAAAAAGGGGUUCGCUUUCUGAAUGGCAAGAAGAAUCGGACGCUUUCCAGCGCGACCCACGUAGCCAAUUUGUAGCAAAAACUGCUCGUGUCCUGUCCAGCAAAGCAUUCAUUUCACGAGUGUCACUGGGAAGCGAUGAGCUCCAGAAAAGAAAAGGUCUGUGGGGGACGCCGAUCUGUGUCCAAAACACAUCUGCUUUCCUACAACAUGAACACACAUCCUUCACCAACACAACUCUUAGCUUAACCACCAAGAACUUAGACAGAGGUAUGUGGACGGUGAACUCAAUCGGGCGUUUGGGAAAUCAGAUGGGAGAAUAUGCCACCCUCUAUGCCUUAGCUAAGCUCAAUGGGCAUCAAGCCUUCAUCCUUCCAGGUAUGCAUCAUUACCUAGCAUCGAUAUUUCAGAUCACUUUGCCUGUGAUCCAUUCUGAAAUGGAGGGCAAGAUCCCUUGGAGGAACUACUAUCUCAACGAUUGGAUGUCUGAGGAGUAUCGGCACAUCGAAGGCAAAUACGUGAAGCUGACAGGUUAUCCUUGUUCUUACACUUUUUAUCACCACAUCCGCCAGGAGAUACUCCAGGAGUUCACCUUCCAUGACUAUCUCAAAAAGGACGCCAAUACAAAACUUUUGCAGAUGCGGGGGCAGCGCGAGACGGUAACAUAUGUCGGCAUUCACGUCCGGAGGGGGGAUUACGUACAUAAGAUGCCCAAUAUCUGGAAAGGUGUCGUGGCGGACAAAGGUUACCUGGAAAAAGCCAUGGAUUACUUCAGAGAGAAGUACCACGAUGCUGUCUUUGUGGUAGUUAGCAAUGGGAUGGCUUGGUGCAAGGAAAACAUCGAUGCUUCCAGGGGGGACGUUUACUUUUCUGAUGAUGGGCAAGAGUCAUCCCCAGGGUGGGAUUUUGCUCUCAUUGCUCAUUGCAACCAUACAAUAAUGACCAUUGGGACCUUUGGCAUCUGGGCUGGUUACCUGGCUGGUGGAGAAACAGUUUACUUGGCCAAUUACACCCUCCCAGACUCACCAUUCCUCAAAGUCUUUAAGCCAUCUGCAGCAUUCCUGCCUGAAUGGACUGGGAUCCCAGCUGACCUCUCUCCUUUGCUACCCAAAUCAUAA